This is a messenger RNA of Exserohilum turcica Et28A, 723 nucleotides long. RefSeq lists its product as uncharacterized. NCBI's taxonomy places the organism in Eukaryota, Fungi, Ascomycota, Dothideomycetes, Pleosporales, Pleosporaceae. The record is from RefSeq and is a predicted model, not a curated record. The coding region runs from base 1 to 723 and encodes 240 amino acids. The transcript is spliced from 3 exons.
AUGUACAUAAUAGACGAGGAGCUGGACCGGCGUCGCAAUCUUGACGGGAUGAAUGUCGGUGUUUGGCCUGCCGCUCGUGUCCGGGUAGCUGAGCGAAUGAUUGCCAAGCUCGAGAAAGACGACCCGAAAGACGACGUGAACGAUGCGGUUGAAGGAGGAUCAGGCAUUCAGGUCAAAGGGUUUGAUCAGUUCCACCGGGAAUGGGAUACGAAAUUCAGGCAACCGAUGGGAUAUUUCUGCGAAUGGAUUGACCUGCUCCUGACAGGACGGGUGAAAAGAUUAACGGGCAAUGACGCUCCUAUGCGUUGCUUGCAGCAUUCAGUCGUCGAUCUCGUCGAGAAUCUGGACCGCAAACACGCGUACAUCCCAAAAACCGGAGAAAGCCUGAAGUGUCGCAAGUCGACUGUUUACUAUUCCGGCCGAGCUCGAGGUGCCUUGGAACGACUUCAAGAAGAGAAAGUCAACCAUAUCAUGAAGAAGCACAAGACCCAAAAUGGCACCCCAAGGAAGAGGGCUGUUCAGGUCGACAUGGUCCUGGCCUCCCUCAAGAAGACCGUCGAUGAUCUCACUGCUGAGGUUGCUACCAUGGAGGCUGAGAAAGAGGGCCUUUCUGGCAAUCCUAGGGGUGUCAAGACCCGUCAGAUCAAUGGCAAGAAGAAGGCCUUGUCUGAUGCUAAGGAUCGCCUGGCUGAGUAUGUUCAGUCCAAGGGUGCUGGAAACUAG